Messenger RNA from Daldinia vernicosa, 5570 nucleotides. RefSeq lists its product as uncharacterized. The record is from RefSeq and is a predicted model, not a curated record. NCBI's taxonomy places the organism in Eukaryota, Fungi, Ascomycota, Sordariomycetes, Xylariales, Hypoxylaceae. The transcript has 4 exons. Bases 433 to 5364 code for a protein of 1643 amino acids.
AAUGUAAGGCAUGGAAUAUGCAUAUAUACACCAUUACCAUGAACUACAUGCAGUUCUAAGUUUACACCCCUCCAACACGCCUCAGAGGGAUGCACUUAGCAACCUACGAAAUGGAAACCGGCGUGCAAAUUUAUGACAGAUUCCGGUCACAAGGAAAAAUGAGGUAAGAUUAUGACUUCCUGUCCCUUGAUUGAGCUGUCUUGAUCAAGGAGUUGGUCUUGGCAUGCGUUUCGGUACGUCUCUUCUGAUAUCGCUCUCACGGUGGUUCGUACGGACGGCAAGACUUCUAUCGACUUUGUCUGAGACCUAAAGCCCUACUCACUGGCUUUCAAGAGGAGAGACGGGCAGCUACUUAGCGAUACUGAAAAGGAGACUGGCGUGAACUAUGCACACCAACUGAGGGAGCAGGUAGUUAGGCACUUCGAACCCAUCAUGGGCGUAACAUCUAAGAUGUCCGCCGACGAUACUCUGAACGAGUCCUCAUCUCAGGCUAUCCAGAGUAAUGAGCUCUACUACAUCUAUGCUAGCUCGGCAAAACAGGAUCCAGGCGAAAACAUCAAUGUGCUCGUUGAAGGUAGCCCUAUAGAUACGUUUGUGGCUACCCUUAACGACGACAAAGUCAUUAUUCUGUCAGAUAAGCCAAGUCCAACAGCCGACUUUGACGAUAAUGAUGAGACAAAGAUAUGGUUCCAGGAACUCGACCCCACAGCUACUGGCUCUGUCACACUUGAUCCCAAUUUGAAAGAUAUUGAAAGCUUCGAAUUGCAGUUCACACAACCAUGGCCGCUGGUGUUCAGCUCGGCGAGCGAUGUGCUUCUGUUCACAUUUGGUCCGCCAUUGGACGGAUCAAACACUUCCAGGAUCCCUCCACCUGGAGUGAACGAAGAAGGGACGAUGUUGACCCUCGGUCUCGAUUUUAGCGAAAUAUCCGAUACUCCUACUAGCAAGCUCAGCGACCUCUUCUCGUACGCUGGGAGCGAAGGCAUGGUCGAUUAUGUGCCAAGUGAGCUGUUGGACCUGACUGCAACGCUUACAACCCCUAAGCAGGGAGAUCCAAAGCGCAAUGCCCUUUGGUAUCUCCCUGACUCGUACAAGCGCGUCGUGAUGCGCUUGCAGUUCGAAGUACCCAGCUUCGAGCCUUUACAAGACCUUCUGGGCGGAAUUCUAAAAGGGUUCACCCUUAAUAGUGCUGAGGUAAUAUUCUACAAGGACAUGCUGCUGGCAGCGACGGAAUUGGGGCCAAAGCCUAUAUUCCAGGGGUCCCUUGCCUUUGGUAUCGAUUGCUCCGUUCAGGGCAGUGGUUCUAAUGACCCCAAGGUCCCUACCACAGCAGGCAUCGAAAUCAGCGAAUAUGAUAUGCUUCUCACAUUUCAAUUCCAGUCUAAGGAUUCGCUGAUGGGGAUUCUCAAGUGGCUUGGAUCCCUGAUCGAUGAUUCGUUGGACACACUUAUCGAUGGCAUUCUCAACAAGAAGGAAGGUAAUGCCAAUGUAUUUCCUGACUUUGCCUUGCGCAGGAUGACGGUCAGCCUGGAUACGCAAGACCCAAAUAACCGGAAGUUAUCAUCCUUUUCCUUUGACAUCGAGGUCACAGCCAACAUUGGCACUGGCUCAGAUCCAGUUGUAUUUCUCCUUUCGUACAACUGGGACAAUUUUGCAGGCGGGUUCGGUCGACUGACAGGCGAGUUAUGGAAUGAAUUCGACCCGUCUGCGGACAAGGACCUAUUACCACAUGUGGAGAAAUGGUCCGAUCUACAGCCAUUGACAUCGUCCCCGGCAAAGUCAAUCGACAUUGUGUCCCUAAUUCCUGGACAGGAAGUAGACAACAUCCCCGAUACGUUGCCUACAAAUAUCAAAAUGGCUUAUAUGGAGCUCACAAAAGACUCCUUCGAUAUUAAAUGCUCCAUCACGGCCGAUCCUCUGUCUCCAGGUUCGGCGCCUCAGCCGCGUCUGGGUGAGGUCACGCUUGAAGGUUCAUUUACCUGGGGGAAUAGUAGCUCCUUUGCCCUAAGUGCCUUCAUCAGCGCUGCUAUCGAACCAAGUCAAGAUGCAUUAGAAGACACUCUACCCGCAAUAAUCGAGGGAUCGUUGAGCUAUGACUCAGCUACCAAAGAUUGGGAUCUCAAGGCCUCCCUCACAGGGCUAUACGCCUCGACUUUAGUCGAGUUCUUCGACGAGGACUCGAAAAAACACGUCGGGCCCCUUAUAAACUCAAUCGCCAUCGACACGCUAGCUGUCGAGUACAAGUACACAAAAAUAGAUGGCGGACAGUCGAGAGGAAGUGAGUUUACUAUUGCAGGUAACCUGCUUAUCGCCGGACUGAGCCUAGGCCUCGAUUUUGCAUACAAAAAUGGUGAUUUCACCUUCUCGGCCGCGCUUAACCCGGGAGAUAAAUCCGCGAAAAUCGGAGAUGUGCUAGCAGCCAUCUUAGGGCCCGACAUCGAGCUUCCUGAUUUCGUCUAUAACACACAGCUUGUGGGCAAUAAUCAGAAUGUCUUCAGGAUUGAUGUGGUUAAGAACAAAACCCCAGCUGCUGACAAUGUGUCCGGGAUCGACCAGGAGUCCUUCUUCUUCCUUUCGCAGCUCAAUGUCGCAAAUGUGCAUAUUGACUUUGCUCAAAUGCAUAAUACAAACUGGGUCGCUAAGACACCAUCUAAGCGGCUAUUCAAGGUCUCCAUUAAUGGCUUCACCAAGGUAGAGCUCGAAUUACCUCUCAUCGGCACGUUGACGCAGCCUCUCGACGAGUUGUACUUCCUCUGGGUGCAGGAUAAGCCGCCACAGGGCGCGGCGCCUGGCAAGGGAACGGGUCUAACACGUUUAGAUACGGAGGAGCUCAACAACAGCCUGCAGACCACCGGGCAGGAUAUAAUACUUGUCAACGAUAAGAUCAAGCCGGAGCUACGGGCUCAAGCAGAUCUUUUGCUAACGUCCGGAUGCCACUUCGGUGUUAUUAUACGUAGUAGCACAGGUGUACGCACAUGUCUGCUCGACUACGAAUUUAUGAAACCGUCGCCGUCCAGCAGUAUUGCGUUCAAGGCAGGCGAGGGCGAGGUCGACGAUGGCUCCCCAAGCGCUCAGGCACCGUACAAAAAGAUUGCCGGCCCAUUAUCAAUCAGCAACGUCGGUCUAAAGUAUAAGGACAAGAUGCUGGCUGUCAUGUUUGAUGCCACUUUCCAGCUCGGUCCGCUAGGCUUCUCUCUGGUCGGCUUCUCCCUCGGCUUUGCCUUUACAACGCUUAGUGGGACCCCUACAAUCACACCCGUCAUUAUGGGUUUAGCAGCAUCGUUUGAACAGCCACCCCUGUCGAUCGCCGGUGUUAUUCGACAUGGCAACGAAGGAGGCCUCGAUUACUACGCCGGAGGUCUUACCGUCGGCUGGAAAUUGUACCAGUUUGAGGCGGCUGGCUUCUACGGCAUAGUAACGCCAAAGGGUACUUCUGAUGGCUUUAAGACCGUUUUCGUUUUCGCCAAGCUGAAUGGCCCACUUGUAACACUCGAGUUUGCCGAAAUUAACUCCAUCUGUGGCGGUUUCGGCUACAACAGCAGCGUUCGUCUGCCGACGGUCGAUGAGGUUUACGAAUUUCCCUUUAUCGCAGAUUCGCAGCUUAGCGGCAGCGAAAAUGCUAUGGCAGCCCUAGAGAAGCUUGUCGACCCAGGGGCAGGCGGCUGGUUCCAACCACUAGACAAGACGUACUGGUUGGCUGUUGGUAUGGGUGUCGGCGCUUUCCAGAUGCUAGCUAUUGAUGCUGUCGUAGUCGUACAAUUUGGAAACUCUGUAAAGCUUGGUAUAUUUGCCGUCGCCACGGCCGAUGUCCCCACACCUGCUUCAUCCUUCAAGAUAGCCCACGUCGAGUUGGGCAUAUCGGCUGUAGCAGACUUCGACUACGGUACCCUCAAGAUUGAUGCUCAGCUGUCUCCGCGCUCCUAUAUUCUAGAUCCUAACUGUCACCUCACUGGUGGCUUUGGUCUGUACUAUUGGUUCGACGCCCCGCACGCUGACCAGUCGACCGUUGGCCAGUAUGUCUUCACCCUUGGCGGUUACCAUCAAGCUUUCAAUUUGCCUGUUGGCUUCCCGAAUCCGCCACGCCUAGGAAUCAGCUGGAAUCUCGGAGGUGGCCUCACCAUAUCGGGCCAGGCUUACUUUGCUAUUACACCUAAGGCUUGUAUGGCUGGAGGUCGUCUGCACGCUGCUUUUGAAGCCGGACCGCUGUCGGCUUGGUUUGAUGCUUUCGCCGACUUCCUCAUUAACUAUAAGCCCUUCUACUUCAACAUGCAGGCCGGUGUCUCCGUGGGAGUCAGAUUCAGCAUCGACAUUUGGUUUAUCCACAUCCGCAUCUCGGUCGAGAUUGGCGCCCAGCUGUACCUCUGGGGUCCACCAAUCGCUGGUCGUGUCCACGUCGACUUCUGGAUCGUCGGGUUCGACAUCAACUUUGGCAACAACCAAAUCCAAAACGAAGCUGUCAGCCUCGAAGACUUCUAUCAUCUGGUACUACAGACAGGGACAAGCCCGGCGCUAUCCGCAGCUACUAGUGGCAAGCUCGCCAUAGGAGCUGGAGAUGAUAUGAAGGCCCAAAAAGAAGACAACGAGGGCCACAACUUCUUGGCCCAAUCAGGGCUCUUGAACCCAGACGACAAUCCCGAGCGCGACCAGACGACACCGUGGGUUGUACGCGCCGGCUCCUUUUCCUUCGUUGUAGAAUGCAAAAUGCCAAUCAAUGCCGUCAAGAACGAUCCUGACGGGAGUGCUAUCCUUACGCACGACGAUAUAUAUGGUAAGCCGAUGAAGCUCACGAAAACCCUAGCAUCGACUGUUACGGUAGUAGUUCAACAGGACGGAGAGGAGGAACCGGAUGAUGGAUGGCAGUACGAUAAGUACCUCAACCGCUUACCGCAUGGGCUGUGGGCGAAGUACGACCCAUCUACCGAUCCUCGCACCAGCGGUAAUAACAUUCGUGACCUCCUUAACAACGACAAAGGAGCUGUCACCCUUAUGUCCGGAGUCUUGAUCACCGCUCCCAAGCCCACCAUGGCCCCGGACCCUUUUCCUGCUUACCAAGUCGCCGAUGCAGACCUACAGCGUCUCCUCUCAAAGAACCCAUUCCCCAAGAUCAUUGACGCCGAUGAAGCCUGGGCACCCGAUAAGCCGGCCACUGGCGAAGUGGGAGAUCAGUACACCGCAGUGCACGAGGCAUGGUCCAAUCCAGCGCUCGGCUCGGGCGACGACGGGCAAAAGGGAUUCGUAGGGGCUUUGGCGGAUAGUUUGAAGUGGAACGUUACGGAGGAGAUGAAGAGUAUUGCGGGAAUUCCGGAGAGAUUGAAAAAGGGAUUUAUGAAUUUGUAUGUAGCGGCGCCAUUGAUGACGAAGUGACGUGAUACUUGUAUUCUAUUGAAUAACCACAGUCUCUCCAUGCUAUAUCACCAAGUAACUUUCAGCUUGGCCACAUACAAACAUAGUCCAUAGUGUACGGAUUAUACGAAGUGGAGAACAAAAUCAUCGCAUCGACUCGACUGAUUAUCCGCGUGCUUGGCUAGUCUAAUCCACUAGCAGGCUAGCAGCCCUGACAGCUCAGCUGG